UGUUGAAAAAUGGUCAAGGUUUCACGUUUUUCGAGUUGAGGUUAUGUUUACUUCAGUGACUCAUCCUCAUUUUUAGUUCGCUCAGUAAAAGAUUUUUGCUUAUUACUGCUCAAUAUUUAUAAUAUCUUCUAUAUUAUUUUACACUUCAUCUAUCAGAAAGAACUGGCGCUUAAUUAGCUGAUUGAAAUCGUUACGAAGCAUGUUAUGGAGAUUUGUUUGUAACCCUUCUCAUCAAACUAAUUUUGGCAGUGUAAGGAAAUUAUGGCAUCAAUUGAGCAGAGAAGUGAGAUCAACCAAGUUUUCAAAAGACUUGAAAGCGAAACCAUCAGAAUGUUCGAGUGGAGCUCGACUGACGGGGAGACCUGCCAUUCAGAUUUGUGUGGUAGCAUUCACAGGGAUCGGCAUCGGAGUAAAGAGCCUGGCAGGCAUCCCAAGAGCUGAGUGCGCAGGUGUUCGCUACAUUGAAAGAAAGAAAAAUUCGGAAGCUAAAUUCAGUUGGAGUCAAUUUUUCAAACUUCUCUGGCCAGAAAUAUGGAGUCUUCUGAUUGCAGUUGGCGCCGCCAUCAUUGUUGCAGUUCUCAACGUGCAUUUGCCAAUCUAUCUCGGAGGACUGAUCAAUGUGAUGACAAGAUUUUUGAAGGAUAAAGAAUCUGUUGAUUACGUAACAGAAAUGAGAGGGCCUGUGAUUCGCCUCAUAUCUCUUUAUCUACUCCAGUCUGUAGCCACAUUUGUGUACAUAUCGGUUCUGUCUGGAGUUGGAGAGAGAAUAGCAGCCAGCAUGAAAAAAGAGGUGUUCGCCUCUAUUAUGCGUCAAGAACUCUCUUUCUUCGAUAAGGAGAGAACUGGCGAGCUAAUUGACUGUCUCACAACAGACGUACAAGAAUUUAAAAGUGCAUUCAAGCUAUGCGUUUCUCAAGGAUUAAGGAGUCUGACUCAGAUUGGUGGCUGUGUGGUGUCGCUAUACUUUAUCUCUCCAAAAAUGACUGGGAUGAUGGUUGUUGUUGUUCCAGCAAUCAUUGUAAUUGGUACAACGCUGGGGGCCAUUCUGCGUGGCAUAUCCAAAGAAGCUCAAAAGCAGGCGGCGAGAGCUAUAACAAUAGGCGAAGAAGCAAUAAGCAACAUUCGCACAGUGCGUGCUUUCGCCAACGAAGACAAGGAAUGCGAAAUAUUCGGCGAUGAGGUGGAUGAGAGCGCUCGUUUGCAUGAGAAAUUGGGAUUUGGAAUCGGAUUGUUCCAGGCAGGUACGAAUUUGUUUCUGAAUGGAAUAGUUUUGGGUACACUGUAUUGCGGUGGCUACCUGAUCGUAUCAGAGCAAAUGACAGCCGGCGAUCUGAUGUCGUUCCUGGUUGCCACGCAAACAAUUCAAAGAUCAAUGGCGCAGUUGUCGCUGCUCUUCGGCAAUUUCAUCAAGGGUCUUCAGUCGGGAGCUAGGAUUUUCCAGCUUAUCAACCAAGAAUCGAGUAUUCCAAUCGCUGGAGGAAGUACUAUACCUUAUCAUUCACUCAUAGCUAAUGUCGAAUUCAAGGACGUAACAUUCUCAUAUCCUACACGACCAGAACAGGUAAUUCUGCAUAAUUUCAAUCUGACUUUGCCUGCCGGCAAGACUGUAGCCAUAGUUGGCACUUCUGGUAACGGAAAAUCAACAGUAGCAGCAUUACUUGAAAGAUUUUACGAUGUGGAUGAAGGUUGUAUCACGGUUGGAGGUGUGGAUAUACGUGAAUUGGAUCCAAAGUGGCUGAGAGGCAGAGUCAUUGGUUUGAUCAAUCAGGAGCCUAUUCUAUUCGCCACAUCUAUCAUGGAGAAUAUUCGCUAUGGAAAACCAACAGCGAGUGAUGAAGAGGUUUUUGAAGCAGCAAAGAAGGCGAACGCUGAUGGCUUCAUUAGUAAAUUUCCUCAGGGCUACAAUACAGUGGUUGGGGAACGUGGAAUUACUGUAUCGGGAGGCCAGAAGCAGAGGAUAGCAAUAGCUAGAGCUCUUCUAAAGAAUCCUUCCAUCUUGAUUCUGGAUGAAGCCACAAGUGCAUUGGAUGCUGAAUCCGAAAAAGUUGUACAGAAAGCUUUGGAUGAGGUUUCAAAAAUGAAGACAGUGUUGGUCAUAGCCCACCGGCUCAGUACUAUUCAGAAUGCAGAUUUGAUAGUAGUUCUUAAGAAUGGUGUCAUUGUGGAGAAAGGGAAUCAUGAAGAACUGAUCAGGAGAAAAGGACAUUACUGGAAUUUGAUGAACCAACAAGAUGAUCAAAGGACGAAAGGUUGAAUUGGUUCAUCAACUGUUAGAUUUUGUACAGAAUUUAGUAAAUAGAACGUUAUUUUACUUCUUAA
Messenger RNA from Nilaparvata lugens (brown planthopper), 2319 nucleotides. Its product is annotated as mitochondrial potassium channel ATP-binding subunit. Gene Ontology annotation, molecular function: ABC-type oligopeptide transporter activity; ATP hydrolysis activity; ATP binding. The transcript has 14 exons. The coding region runs from base 200 to 2254 and encodes 684 amino acids. Gene Ontology annotation, biological process: transmembrane transport. Gene Ontology annotation, cellular component: membrane. The record is from RefSeq and is a predicted model, not a curated record. NCBI's taxonomy places the organism in Eukaryota, Metazoa, Arthropoda, Insecta, Hemiptera, Delphacidae.